GGUCAGUGCGGUCACUGCAGCCGAGCCGAGCCGAGCAGAAGCGACGCAGAUCAUGUCUGACGACCAGCAGCUGCUGUCCGGGUGGGAGAAGCGCAUGAGCCGGAGCUCAGGUCGGGUUUAUUACUUCAAUCACAUCACGAAUGCGAGUCAGUGGGAGCGGCCGAGCGGAGCGGGGCCCGACGGCGUCAGCGAGGUGGAGAAAGUGCGCUGCUCUCACCUGCUGGUCAAACACAACCAGUCGCGCCGGCCGUCCUCCUGGAGAGAGGAGAACAUCACACGCAGCAAAGAGGAGGCGCUGCAGCUCAUCCAAAAGUACAUCGAACAGAUCAAGUCUGGCCAGGAGGACUUUGAGAGUUUGGCGUCUCAGUUCAGUGACUGCAGCUCAGCGAGGAACGGAGGAGACCUGGGCUUGUUCGGCAGAGGUCAAAUGCAGAAGCCGUUUGAAGACGUCUCGUUCGCGCUGGAGAUCGGAGACAUGAGCGGCCCCGUGUUCACCGACUCAGGAGUUCACAUCAUCCUGAGAACCGGAUAACCGCAUUCCCCCUCCGUCAUCCCGCAGAUAACACACA
This is a messenger RNA of Sinocyclocheilus grahami, 569 nucleotides long. Its product is annotated as peptidyl-prolyl cis-trans isomerase NIMA-interacting 1. Gene Ontology annotation, molecular function: peptidyl-prolyl cis-trans isomerase activity; protein binding. NCBI's taxonomy places the organism in Eukaryota, Metazoa, Chordata, Actinopteri, Cypriniformes, Cyprinidae. The record is from RefSeq and is a predicted model, not a curated record. The transcript has 4 exons. Gene Ontology annotation, cellular component: nucleus; cytosol. The coding region runs from base 53 to 532 and encodes 159 amino acids.